AUGGCAGACGACUGGACACUUCUCCUUCCCCGAGCUUCAGACUUUCUUUGGUCACCUUACGGCUACAUCCCAACCGAAUAUGUUUGCAUCAUAUUCAUCGUGCUCUUCGGGAUCUCAACUUUUGCUCAUACGGUAGAAGCUGUCCUUCUGCGUACGUGGUGGCUACUACCUACCGCUUGCCUUGCUGGGGCGUUGGAAGUCCUCGGAUGGGCCGGUCGACUGUGGUCGAGUGACAAUAUUACCGGCGUCCAACCGUUUCAAAUCCAAAUUACUGCGACAAUCCUUGCGCCCACACCGCUCGUUGCAGCCAACUUCAUCAUCUUGGGCAGGAUCAUCGCGAGACUUGGGCCGACCUACAGCCGUCUCAGCCCCAAAUGGUACACGAUCGUCUUCCUGUCUUGCGAUAUCAUUGCGUUGAUCGUACAAGGUAUCGGUGGCGGAAUGGCAUCAUCGGCGGCGGGUAGUGGUCGAGAUCCUUCAUUGGGUGGAAGAGUCAUGUUGGGUGGUAUCGCCUUCCAAUUAGUGGCUAUUGCCGUCUACGCUGUUUGCGCUCUGGAGUUCUACUUGAGAUACCUGUGGGAUCGCCCAUUGCACUCCGUGCCUAAACCGAUACAUGGCGACCAGGACGCCACUAGAGGCCCAUUUACCAACCGCCUGAAGUUCAUGAGCGUUGGUCUGGCUUUCAGCACAUUAUGCGUGUUUAUCCGAUCAAUAUAUCGGACGAUCGAGCUUGCGGAUGGUUGGGGAGGCCGUAUAAUCACAACUGAGGUGUACUUUAACGUCCUCGACGGGGCUAUGAUUGUACUUGCGAUGUAUACCCUCAACGUAGCCAAUCCCGGCUUCUUGCUAUCAGAAGCCAAGCUUGAAGACGCGCCCAGUGUGAAAGAAGAGAAAUGA
Pleurotus ostreatus (oyster mushroom) is the source of this 897-nucleotide messenger RNA. RefSeq lists its product as uncharacterized. The transcript is spliced from 9 exons. Gene Ontology annotation, cellular component: fungal-type vacuole; plasma membrane. Lineage: Eukaryota; Fungi; Basidiomycota; Agaricomycetes; Agaricales; Pleurotaceae. Bases 1 to 897 code for a protein of 298 amino acids. The record is from RefSeq and is a predicted model, not a curated record.